Juglans regia (Persian walnut) is the source of this 2076-nucleotide messenger RNA. Its product is annotated as DEAD-box ATP-dependent RNA helicase 20. Lineage: Eukaryota; Viridiplantae; Streptophyta; Magnoliopsida; Fagales; Juglandaceae. The record is from RefSeq and is a predicted model, not a curated record. The transcript is spliced from 10 exons. Gene Ontology annotation, molecular function: RNA binding; ATP binding; RNA helicase activity. Gene Ontology annotation, cellular component: nucleus; cytoplasm; ribonucleoprotein complex. Bases 219 to 1733 code for a protein of 504 amino acids.
AGGUUCUCCGCACUCGAUACACAACGGCGUCGUGUUAGCGUACCGCGGAAAGCUCUAAUUUCCCCCUUCGUUGGUCUACUUUCCUCGGAGCACCAGCUUGUUGCUUCUGCUUCUUCUACUUCUUUCUUUAGCAUUCCGAAUCCCCCGAGCAAAUUCCCAAUUCGAUUCUGUAAAAUUCAGAGUCUGAUAACCUCACCACCGGUAGAAACACUCGCAUCAUGAGCCGCUAUGACAGCCGCUCCGGCGACCCCACAUCCUACCGUGACCGCAGAAGCGAUUCGGGGUUCGGUGGGUCUGCAGGCAAAAGUGGCUCAGUUCGGUCCUCAUCUAGCAGGAAUACUUACGUUGGUCUGGAGCCACCGAAGAAGUUGGAUUUGGAUGGGUUGACUCCUUUUGAGAAGAACUUCUAUGUCGAGUCGCCAUCAGUGGCAGCAAUGUCGGACAGGGAGGUUGAUGAGUAUCGAAAACGAAGGGAAAUUACUGUUGAAGGCCGUGAUGUUCCAAAACCUGUCAAGAGUUUUCGUGAUAUUGGAUUUCCAGAUUAUGUCAUGCAAGAGAUUACGAAAGCUGGCUUUGUGGAACCCACUCCUAUUCAAGCUCAAGGAUGGCCAAUGGCUUUGGAGGGCCGUGAUCUCAUUGGUAUUGCUGAAACAGGGUCAGGGAAGACACUUGCCUACUUGUUGCCUGCCAUUGUCCAUGUUAAUGCCCAGCCAAUUCUAGCUCCUGGAGAUGGCCCAAUUGUGUUAGUAUUAGCUCCAACACGUGAACUUGCUGUCCAAAUACAAAAUGAAGCAACUAAAUUUGGUGCAUCAUCAAAGAUUAAAAACACGUGCAUAUAUGGUGGGGUUCCGAAGGGACCUCAAGUGCGUGAUCUCCAGAAAGGUGUUGAAAUUGUUAUUGCUACACCGGGGAGGUUGAUUGAUAUGUUGGAAUCACAUCAUACAAACUUGCGGAGGGUUACGUAUCUUGUGUUGGAUGAGGCAGACCGGAUGCUAGACAUGGGUUUUGAGCCUCAAAUUCGAAAACUUGUUUCUCAGAUUCGCCCAGACCGUCAGACUUUAUACUGGAGUGCCACCUGGCCUAAGGAGGUUGAACAACUUGCUAGGCAGUUCCUUUACAACCCGUACAAGGUGACAAUAGGGUCUUCGGAUUUGAAAGCUAACCAUGCCAUACGCCAGCAUGUGGACAUUGUUUCUGAGAAUCAGAAAUAUAACAAAUUGGUGAAGUUGCUGGAGGAUAUCAUGGAUGGCAGCCGGAUACUGAUCUUCAUGGAUACAAAGAAAGGAUGUGAUCAGAUCACUCGGCAGCUUCGCAUGGAUGGUUGGCCAGCCCUCUCAAUUCAUGGAGAUAAAAGUCAGGCAGAAAGGGAUUGGGUCCUGUCGGAGUUUAAAGCUGGCAAGAGUCCUAUAAUGACUGCAACAGAUGUUGCAGCUCGUGGUUUAGAUGUGAAGGACGUGAAAUAUGUGAUAAACUACGACUUUCCAGGUUCACUUGAGGACUAUGUUCAUCGAAUUGGUCGAACGGGAAGGGCUGGGGCAAAAGGAACUGCAUACACUUUCUUCACAGCUUCAAAUGCCAGAUUUGCGAAGGAACUCAUUAGCAUACUGGAGGAAGCUGGUCAGAAGGUCAGUCCUGAAUUGGCAGCAAUGGGGAGUGGUGCACCUCCCCCGAUAGGUCAUGGGAAUUUCCGAGAUCGGGGGAGGGGUUAUGGUGGUGGUCGCUCUUGGAACUAAUUAAUGAAGGUCAACUAUGAGCUUGAUGGCUAUGGAGAAAAGCUUCGCUACAAGCGGCGAAGCCUGGCACGUUGUACUUGGUGUGGCAGAACUAAGGAUGAUUUGUGUGACUGGAGCCUGGAGGGCAGGAGUUUAGUUUCCAUGUCUGUCCAUUGGACCUCCAUUUCCUGUUGAUUUUUUGGUCAACUCCUAGGAGACUAACUUUAGGGUCUCUCUCUCUCUCUCUCCAUUCACUGUAGGUUGUAUUCGAGCGUGAAAGACAAACAUUUGUUUAUAUCAGCGAAUUGAAGUUUUUGAGGACGAAUGCAAUAGAACUUGGAAAAAAUAGUCUUUCUAGUUUCAA